CAUGUGUGUUGUCAAAAGGCAGAAAUAUGUCCGUUUGCAAAGUCUCGUUUUCUUGUUCUUUCUUCGCUUUGGCUUUCCUUACUUCCACGCUCUUCUUCUUCUUCCCGGCACUAGCCUUCGCGGAGGCGCAGAUAUUUCCACCUCCCGAUUCCCGGACGACGUCUCUCCGUCGCUAGUGCCGAGAGCUCUUGAGUCUCGGGUCGGUGGCAGUUCCGCGGAGAAAUGGAGAGGAGGGCGGGGUUCCUCUCGUCCCUCAAGAACGAGGUGGCGCGGAGCCUGUCGCCGGCGAGGUCGCGGCCGAGGGCCAAGAGCCUGUCGCCGCCGCCGAGGGCCGGGAGCGAGUCGCCCGGGUCGCGCUCCCACCGGGGCAGGAGGAGGGGCCGCCGCGUGAAGCGCCCCGAGCCGUCGGUUGCGUGGCGCGCGGAGGCCCUGUCGCCGUUGGAGGAAGGGCCCGACCCGGACGGGGCGGAAGGUGUAGAUUCGAGGAUGGAUGGGAGGUGGGGCCAGUGGAUGAAGUGUCAACGUCAGCACUCCAUGUCUUCGUCGUCGUCCUCGUCUUCUUCGGGCGGGCGUGAUAAGGGGUCGCAUCUGAGGUUGUUGCUGGGGGUGCUGGGUGCCCCGCUCGCGCCGGUGCACGUGAAUGCCGGCGAACCUUUGCCUCACCUAAGCCUCAAGGACACCCCCAUUGUUAGUCCUUCUCUUUCUCUCGUCAUGGAAACUUCAUCCGCUCACUACAUACUGCAGCAGUAUGCGGCAGCAUCAGGGGCACAGAAGCUUCACACUGCCAUUUAUAAUGCUUAUGCCAUGGGGAAAUUGAGGAUGAUAGCUUCCGAGUUUGAAACGGUGAACAAGGCUGCGAGGAGCAAGAAUUCCUGCAAAGCCGCGGAGUCGGGUCGGUUUGUACUUUGGCAAAUGAACCCGGACAUGUGGUAUGUGGAGCUUGCUCUUGGUGGUAGCAAAGUUCAUGCCGGCUGCAAUGGGAAGCUUGUGUGGAGGCACACCCCUUGGCUCGGUCCACAUGCUGCAAAAGGGCCUGUUAGACCCUUACGACGAGCACUUCAGGGCCUCGACCCAAAAACCACAGCAAGCAUGUUUGCACACGCAAGAUGUGUAGGGGAGAAGAAAAUUAACGGAGAAGAUUGUUUUGUCCUCAAGCUUUGUGCAGAUCCAACUACUCUAAAAGCCAGGUGUGAAGGGCCAACCGAGAUUAUACGGCACGUUCUCUUUGGCUAUUUCAGCCAGAAAACCGGGCUCCUUGUUCACUUGGAAGACUCGCACUUAACCCGCAUACAAAACAACGGAGGCAAUGCAGUGUAUUGGGAGACCACAAUCAACUCGUUUCUUGAUGACUACAGGCCUGUCGAGGGGAUCAUGAUCGCACAUUCUGGGCGUUCGGUGGCAACACUUUUCAGGUUUGGAGAAACAGCGAGGAGCCAAACUAAGACUCGGAUGGAGGAAGCUUGGACGAUUGAGGAGGUGGCUUUCAACGUUCCAGGCCUGUCUGUUGACUGCUUCAUCCCCCCUGCCGAGCUGAGAUUCGCUUCUCUUGACAAAUCGUGCGAAUUACCUCGUGUUCCUUGGGUGAGGAAUGUCGUGCCUGCUGCUCGUGCCAGGGUUGCCAGCCGAGAGAAAUCCAGUGAGCUAUGAGGGUAACGUACAUCGCUUUGUAGGAAGGGAAGUAAUAGAUGGCGGCGCUCAGUGCUGAUUAUAGUCAUGUACGAUAGAUUCUGGUAAUUGCUGACAAACUUAGAAGGUGAGGCAUGGAUGUAUUUUGGGAGUUUGGCCAUUAUUAUGUACUCCAGUUUCCUUCUAACUGUAAAUAGAAGGGUAGUUCAUAGCUUUUCGGGAAGACCCAAGGCUUGUUAAACUGGAAAAUUUUCCUAGAUUACUGUAGUAAACAAGUUGCUGGCUUUGAUGUCA
This is a messenger RNA of Syzygium oleosum, 1920 nucleotides long. RefSeq lists its product as uncharacterized. The coding region runs from base 223 to 1647 and encodes 474 amino acids. The transcript is spliced from 3 exons. Lineage: Eukaryota; Viridiplantae; Streptophyta; Magnoliopsida; Myrtales; Myrtaceae. The record is from RefSeq and is a predicted model, not a curated record.